CACGCAUUAUGGGUUGAAUCAAUCGCGAGACUUUUUUCUGUCUCUACACAACACAAGCCUUGACGAAAGUCUUGGUAUAAUUCAGCUUCACCAUGGCCAGUCCAUCAGUAGCCGAACCCUUCCCGGUCUUCCUGGUUGGCGGUCGCUACACGCUUUACGACGUUAACGCCGUCAGCCAUGCUCGCCGUGCGCACAACAUUACUGGCGUGUUGAUCGGUGGCCUACCUCAAGCACCACAGCAGAACGUCUUCCUGGGUAUACCUCUAGAACUCAUGCCCGAGGAAGCACGAUUGUUGGUGGAGAAGGGUGUCGCAUACAUCGUCGACGAUGCCGCUGUCCACAAACACGCAUUCAUCGAUCACAACUUGAGCAAAGAGGAGAAGGAAAAGUUUCUGCGCAGCUUGAAAAAGCAAGGCAGUGACGCGACCAGAAUCCAGACCAAGAGUGCAGACGACAGGAAGAUCAAAGCCUUGAAAAAGGUUGCUUCCAAGAACGCUGCUGUUGCUGCCAAGUUGGAGAAGGAGCGUGCUGAUGCCGCUGUUGCUGGCGAGACUGUUGCUGGAGAUGAUGAGGAAUCGCUCUUUGGCUCAGCACCUAGUGCACCGUCUGUCGCUCCCUCUGAGGCAUCGGUCCAGUCAUCUUCUGCUUCAACCAUCAUGAAGAUCACACCCACUACCUCACACCCCCCUCUGCUUUCCUCAGAAUCCUCCUCACCUCUGCCCCUCCCUCAGGUCCCGGCCUCAUACCCUCUGUUCAAGCACCUCCACUCCAAAGGUUACUUCAUGGCCCCAGGUAUCAGGUUCGGCUGCAGAUACACAGCCUACCCUGGUGACCCACUCCGCUUCCACAGUCACUUUCUCUGCGAUGGCAUGGACUGGGACCAAGAGUUUGACCUGUUGACGUUGGUAGGAGGUGGUCGUUUGGGCACAGGUGUCAAGAAAGGUUUCCUUGUUGGAGGUACAGAGGACAAGGAGAAGGUGGAUGGAGAGGAAGAUGUUAGAGCUUUCUGUAUCGAGUGGGCGGGCAUGUGAUGUGCCUGUCGCUUGAUCUUUCAAUACGAAUUACUGUUCUGUCCUAUU
Molecule: messenger RNA, 1079 nt
Organism: Aureobasidium pullulans EXF-150
Lineage: Eukaryota; Fungi; Ascomycota; Dothideomycetes; Dothideales; Saccotheciaceae
Product: SEN34 subunit of tRNA-splicing endonuclease
Exons: 2
Coding region: 93-1031 (312 amino acids)
Biological process (GO): tRNA-type intron splice site recognition and cleavage; tRNA splicing, via endonucleolytic cleavage and ligation
Cellular component (GO): tRNA-intron endonuclease complex
Molecular function (GO): tRNA-intron lyase activity; nucleic acid binding
Source: RefSeq, a predicted model, not a curated record